Messenger RNA from Hyla sarda, 4909 nucleotides. It is a transcript of the gene NR2E3, whose product is annotated as nuclear receptor subfamily 2 group E member 3. Gene Ontology annotation, molecular function: nuclear steroid receptor activity; nuclear receptor activity; RNA polymerase II cis-regulatory region sequence-specific DNA binding. Gene Ontology annotation, cellular component: nucleus. The transcript has 8 exons. NCBI's taxonomy places the organism in Eukaryota, Metazoa, Chordata, Amphibia, Anura, Hylidae. The record is from RefSeq and is a predicted model, not a curated record. Gene Ontology annotation, biological process: anatomical structure development; positive regulation of transcription by RNA polymerase II; negative regulation of transcription by RNA polymerase II. The coding region runs from base 511 to 1731 and encodes 406 amino acids.
ACUAGCGGGUUUCAUUCAAUGUCCUAUCAAUAAGAUGUUUGCAGAAGUCAAUGUGCUUGCUUCUAAACAACCCCAAAUUAAUAUGAUUUUCAGUCACAUUAAUUUCUAUAAUACAUCUGUGUGUGGAACACCCUUAUGGAACUUUUUGGAUUAACUAUGAAAUAUAUACUAUUCUUUAAAAGAAGUUAAAUAUGGUAUUUUGCACUACAUAAAGCAUUUUAGAAAGCGUCUAUGUUAUAAACACCUAGCCUCUAGCCUCAAAAUUACACAAAAUAUAAAUUAAUCUUUAUUAAAGGUAAAAAAAAACACAUAAAAAGUACAUAAAAUAUAUAACAUAAAGGCGCUAUGAUGCACACAUAGAAAAAUGUGAAUGGGGUAUCAUGGCUGGCAAAAACGUAACGUAAACCCACCAGAGCCUCAUAUUAUUAAAGGCAGAUAAGAAAGUUCUGCAUCAUCAGGUCCAAACACAACACUGAGAUACAGGACACAAAAAUAAUUCACUCCAUUACCAUGAGAUGGUUUACCUGUCCGGUGCAAUGUCUUCCCACCACAUAUGUACCCCAACUUCCUAGUCCUGCACCAGGACCUGCACCCAGCUCAGCAUUACUGUGCAGAGUAUGUGGGGACAGUAGCAGCGGAAAACACUAUGGCAUCUUUGCUUGCAAUGGUUGCAGUGGAUUCUUCAAAAGAAGUGUUCGCCGAAAACUUAUCUACCGAUGUCAGGCUGGAACAGGAAUGUGCCCUGUUGAUAAAGCUCACAGAAAUCAGUGCCAGGCUUGCCGGCUAAAGAAAUGUCUUCAAACUGGGAUGAAUAAAGAUGCAGUCCAAAAUGAGCGUCAGCCUCGCAGUACAGCUCAGAUUCGCUUAGACAGUAUUGACUUGGACACAGAGAGCCACUCCGAGCACUUGGCUACAACUCGAGAGCCUCCUCCACCAUGCCCACAGGGAAACAACUUAAGGACCCCAGUUCCGAAUUCAGUUCCAGGGGCUCUAAGUCCCCCCCACAAUCAUAGAUUUAUGGCCAGCCUGAUGACAGCAGAAACAUGCGCCAAGCUUGAACCAGAAGAAGCCGAUGAGAAUAUUGAUGUUACAAGUAAUGAACCCGAGCAAACACCAAGUGACUUUCAGAUGUCUACAUUUAUCACAUCCAGUCCAGAGGGGGUGUACGAAACCUCUGCUCGGCUUCUCUUUAUGGCAGUAAAGUGGGCCAAGAACCUCCCAGUCUUCUCUAACCUUCCCUUCAGGGACCAAGUCAUCCUGCUUGAGGAAGCAUGGAGUGAGCUGUUCUUGUUGUGUGCUAUCCAAUGGUCAAUGCCCCUUGAAAGCUGUCCCUUGUUGUCUGUGCCUGACCUCUCUUCCAAUGUCCAUGGGAAAUCCAUCUCCUCCAGUGUGGAUGUUCGAGUCCUUCAAGAGACCAUCAGUCGAUUUAAAUCACUCAAUGUUGACCCAACAGAGUUUGCUUGCAUGAAGGCAGUGCUCCUCUUUAAGCCAGAGACAAGAGGCUUAAAAGACCCUGAACAAGUAGAAAACCUGCAAGACCAAUCUCAAAUGAUGUUGGCUCAACAUACAAGAAGUCAUUAUCCGACCCAGCCUGUGAGGUUUGGAAAACUACUUCUCCUUUCUCCAUCGCUCAGAUUUAUCUCCUCUGAACGCAUUGAGCUGCUGUUUUUCCACCGUACUAUUGGGAACACUCCUAUGGAAAAACUGCUCUGUGACAUGUUUAAAAAUUAAAUAUGUGAUGACACAUUUGUUGGAGAAUAAAAGGCUACUAAUGUAGUAGUAAGCUACAAGGGCACUGCACAGUGCUGGAUGAGAAAGAUGCAAGAAAAAUGACCUCUGAGUGUUAAUGGUACUUGAGCAGAGCAAUGCAAUCCCCCCCCAGGCACAGGCUGUGACCCCGCCAUAUUACAAUACUUUCUGCAUCCAGACAGAGGUCAUGUAGGAGAGAAGCUCAGAGUAGGCACUAGAGAUGAGUGAACUUUCAGUAAUUUGAUUAGUCAGGAACUUCUCGGCUCGGCAGUUGCUGACUUUAGCCUGCAUGAAUGAGUUCAGCUUUCAGGUGCUCCGGGGGGCUGGAGACUCUCUCCUAGGACUGUAUCCACCUUCUCCAGCCCACCGGAGCACCUGAAAGCUGAACUAAUUUAUGCAGGCUAAAGUCAGCAACUGCCGAGGCGAGAAGUUUGUGACAAAUCGAAUCACUGUAACUUCGCUCAUCUCUAGUAGGCACCAUCAAUAUCAGAUGACAUAUGGGCUAUAUUCCCUGUGCCAGACUGAGGAAGAAAAAUGUAACCUGGUCACUACAUGAAAUAUUAGUGAUACUAUUGUAACUCAGAUUUCUUAAUGUAUAUUCUAAAGUGACAGUCCCAGAUGUGUAAUUGCUUUGACUCUAGGUAGAGUAACUGUUAUUAAGACAUAGGACUGAGAUGAUGAUAUAUGUGCUUCACUGUCCAAACAUCCAUAUGUGUCUUAUCUUACAAUUUGGGAAAUAUUGAUGAUGUUAAGCUUAAACAUGUGUAUUUGUUUUACAGCUUCUAUUAUAAAUGCAUUUAAAAUGUUAAACAUUACUAUGUGCCAAACAGGAAUGUAAAAUCAACAAGGUAUCAGUCAUUUUCAGUAGUAAAGCGUAAAAAAGGCUACUCCCCAAAAAUAUGCUACAGCACAUAAAGCUGGGUAAAAUGAAACCUAAGGCUUGAGUCACUCAAAAAAAAACAUUCAGAAGUAACUCUAAAUUAUAUAGCAAAAUAUUAGGAAGUCUGCAUGCACAGAGGCCCCGAUUUACUAAAAAUGAAUUCUUUGACAGCGUAAACCUAGAUUCAAGAAUGCAUUACAUUUAUCACAGUGGUUUAGGCUGCUCGAUAAAUUGAUCAUAACAUUUUAAACUGUCUAGUCUCAGUUUAGACUAUUAAUUGACCUAAAGAGUAGGACCUUGUGGUUCUCCACCUCCCACGUUCAGACACUUAUCCCCUAUCCUGUGGAUGUACUUACGUACCCCCUUUAAAAACAACCCCUAUUCAUGCAUUGUGUAUGGGAGAACCAGAGAUACCCGGGUAUCUCUAGAACUAAACAAUAAAUGGAGUGUGUGCAGGUAGUGGGGCCCUGCAGUCAGAUCUUAAACACAUAUCCCCUUUCCACAAGAUAAGGGGAUAUGUGUUUAAGUACUGAAAAAAACCUUUAUACUACACCAUUGUGGGCUAUUUUUUUAUAUGUGGAGGGACAUAUUAAGCCAUGUUCUCUGAAGAAACGUACCAGUUGGCCAAGGGCUCCACUGUGGUAUAAGGUUGCUUGUAAGUCACUGUAAAAAUGCAGGUUUAUUGGAAUGUUACCUUCUGUGCCCAGGCUUGGUAAUAAAAUAAAGCUUAUACUUAUCUUUCUUGCUCCCCGCAAGGCUCUGGUAUCAGGGCGUCCCGUCCGCUUCUCAAAGCUGCAGAUCAUAGCGUCUGCAGCUGACAUAACUCACAGUACCACUCUGCCCAUUACUGGCCGCAGAAAUGUCUUGCCUCAGUCAGUUAUCAUAUAUAAUCAUGGUUCUGGGGCAGGGGGAAAAUAGAAAAAAUAUAUAUACUUACCUAGCCCUGGUCCCCCACAGCUCUUAUUCACCUUCAUCUGAUCCUGCGAUCUUCUCUCUUCUUCCUGCUUCUAUGAUGAGCGCACGGUGCUGGACCUCCCCACUCAGACAAUAACUGGCUGAGACAGGACACCGCUGCAGUAAGAAGAGACAAGAUGAGGGGACCACACAAAGGCUAAUAGAAGCUGUGGGGAAUGGAUAUAGGUUAGUAUUCCUCCCCCCCCCACACAAUUUUAGUAUUUUUACAGUGUCAUUUUAAAAUUCACUGGAAAGCCCCUUCAACACCAAGCCAGGCAGACAAAGAUUUAUCAGAAGGUAUAGAAAAACCCAUAAGCCUUUUUUGAAACAAGGAAAUACCAGAGGAAAGAGAUUGCAUGGAAGAGCAGUCAGAAAAAUCAACAAAACAGCCGAUUAUAUCUUAACAGCACAUAGAAAAGACACAAAAAUGGAAACAAAAUGAUUUGGAGUGAAAAAUCAAACCUUAUGGUCACAAACAUAAAUGUUACAUCCAAAUGUUACAUACGUCCUUUGAAGAGACCGACGCUCCAGCAUGGAGGAGGAUCGCUGCUGUUUUAGGGUGUGCAAGUUACAGCGGAACAGUAAAAUAUAAUAAAAAAUUAUGGCAAGAUGAAUGUAGCAGACAUUAUUGGGGGAGAAUGUGCAUUCAUCUUCCAGUCAGGGACAGAAGCACAAGGGAUUCACUUGGCCUUUCCAACAUUACAAUGAUCAAAAACAUAAGGCUAAUUUGAUCCCUUAUUGGCUACAGCAGAAAAAAGGUGAAUUGGCAAUUACAGUCUCCUAACCUAAACAUUAUUGGGCCACUUUUGGGAGAACUUUUUGCAGGUCUGUUUUAUUAAAGACAAUAGAGUCAAGCUGUAAUACCACACACAACCUGAGGACAUAUGUGGUGUUGUUUUUGUAAAAAUAUUAGCUCUGUUUUUCUAUUCCUGGAUAACCCAUACACAGAAGAAGGUAAUACCCUGAGACCAGAAAGAAGUCCAAGUGCACAGGGAUCCACAGUGCGAGUGGUAAAAAUUCCAAGAAAAAAUAGUUCCAUUAAGGGUACGUUCACACGUACAGGAUCUGCUGCAUAUUUUGUGCAACUGAUUUUGCAACCCAUUGAAGUAAUUGGGUAGCAAAAUCCGUUGCGAAAAAUAUGCAGUCAAAAUAUGCAGCAGAUCCUGUAAGUGUGAACGUACCCUAAAAGUAGAAAAGCAAUAAAAAAUACACCUAAACGUAAAUGGUAUGUGUAUUUUUAUUAAUGGAACUGGAAUAAAGAAUUACGUUUCAUUUACAUUUGAUAAGCACUGGACUUCUUUUCUUGCUUGAAAAAAAUAGUUUAAU